This is a messenger RNA of Drosophila serrata, 921 nucleotides long. RefSeq names its product deoxynucleotidyltransferase terminal-interacting protein 2. NCBI's taxonomy places the organism in Eukaryota, Metazoa, Arthropoda, Insecta, Diptera, Drosophilidae. The record is from RefSeq and is a predicted model, not a curated record.
GCGAUGACCCACCUCUAGCGUGGGCGCGUGGGCUGUAAAUGAAAUAUAAAUACAGACCUAAAAAUGGAUACAUUAUUUGUUGUAGACAAAGCUGGCCAUCGGGAAUCCACUUUGCCAACAGUUGUUUACAAACGAGAUAGAUUUCUGCUUCAAGAUAAGAGCGAUGGAAUUGGAGAUAACGACCAUUUUGAUGACGAAGUGAAACUUUUCGGACUCAAGUUAGACCAAAAUAAAAUUGACAUUGCAGUGAGCUCUUCAUUGACAGGAUCGGAAAAAUUGAGAUCCGAAAUUUCUGAGAACCUUGAAAGGCUGUCUGAAAAGGUGGCAGAUGCUGUGCAAAGUUCCUUCGUUGGAAAACAGGCAAAGCGAAAAUGGGUAACAGAGCUUGAACAGGGUAGUGGUCUUCUCUUGAGCAUGCGUCAGGAUAAUGUGGAAAAGAAUAUGCUAAGAUCAAGGCGGUUUUUGGAUCCGGGUCUGGAUCAGCGCAAUGCACUUCCUACAGUGAGCAAAAGGUUGCAACCAGUCUUAAAUAAAGUGGAACGCAAAAAAACAUUGGGUACCGGUUGGUUUAAUCUCCCAGCCACAGAAAUCAACGAAGAAAUAAGCAACGAGUUAAAAAUCAUUCAGAUGCGAUCAGUUUUGAAUCCAAAACAAUUUUACAAGAAAAAUGAUUUAAAAGUACUCCCAAAAUACUUUCAAAUCGGCGUCGUAGAACAUUCAGUUUUGGAUCAUUACAAGAAGAAAAACACGAAAUAUACAAAAAAGUCGCUAGUUGACGACUUGCUCCAAGACGAGGCCUUUCAGAAGUUUAACAAGCGAAGAUAUAACAAGGCACUUCAACGCAGUGGAAAAUAUACUCACCGGAAAAACAUGAAAAAAAUGAAAAGAAAUAAGAAAAAAUAAAUCAGAGUUUGUUUAACC